Molecule: messenger RNA, 10558 nt
Organism: Closterium sp. NIES-65
Lineage: Eukaryota; Viridiplantae; Streptophyta; Zygnematophyceae; Desmidiales; Closteriaceae
Source: the annotation of a GenBank genome assembly
CUUUCCAUCACCUCGCUCCAUUCUCCCGCUUUCCAUCACCGCGCCCAAUUCUCCCGCUUUCCAUCACCCCUCUCCAUUCUCCCUCUUUCCAUCUCCCCGCCCCAUUCUCCUUCUUUCCAUCAACCCGUCCCAUUCUCCCUCUUUCCGUCACCCCACCCCAUUCUCCUUGUUUCCAUCACCUCGCCCCAUUCUCCCUCUUUCCAUCACCCCGCCCCAUUCUUCCUCUUUUAUCACCCCGCCCAUUCUCCUGAUUUCCAUCACCCCAGCCCAUUCUCCCGCUUUCCAUCAACCCGACCCAUUCUCCCGCUUUCCAUCACCCCACCCCGUUCUCCCGCUUUCCAUCACACCGCCCCAUUCUCCCUCUUUCCAUCACCCCGCCCCAUUCUCCUGCUUUCCAUCACCGCGCCCCAUUCUCCCGCUUUCCAUCACCCCGCCCCGUUCUCCCCGCUUUCCAUCACCCCGCCUCAUUCUCCCUCUUUCCAUCAACCCGCCCCAUUCUCCCUAUUUCCAUCACCCCGCUCCAUUCUCCCGCUUUCCAUCAACCCGCCCGCUCCAUUCUCCCGCUUUCCAUCACCCCGCCCAAUUCUCCCUCUUUCCAUCACCCCUCUCCAUUCUCCCUCUUUCCAUCACCUCGCCCCAUUCUCCCGCUUUCCAUUACCCCGCCCCAUUCUCCCUCUUUCCAUCACCCGCCCCAUUCUCCCGUCUUUCAUCACCCCGCCCCAUUCUCCCUCUUUCCAUCACCCCGCCCAAUUCUCCCACUUUCCAUCACCCCGCCCCAUUCUCCCACCUUUCAUCACCCCGCCCCAUUCUCCCUCUUUCCAUCAACCUGCCCCAUUCUCCCUCUUUCCAUCACCCCGCCUUAUUCUCCCUCUUUCCAUCACCCCGCCCCAUUCUCCCGAUUUCCAUCACCUCGCCCCAUUCUCCCGCUUUCCAUCACCCCCGCCCCGUUCUCCCCGCUUUCUGUCACCCCGCCUCAUUCUCCCUCUUUCCAUCAACCCGCCCCAUUCUCCCUCUUUCCAUCACCCCGCUCCAUUCUCCCGCUUUCCAUCACCCCGUCCGCUCCAUUCUCCCGCUUUCCAUCACCCCGCCCAAUUCUCCCUCUUUCCAUCACCCCUCCCCAUUCUCCCUCUUUCCAUCACCCCGCCCCAUUCUCCCGCUUUCCAUCACCCCGCCCCAUUCUCCCGCUUUCCAUCACCCGCCCUAUUCUCCCAUCUUUCAUCACCCCGCCUUAUUCUCCGUCUUUCCAUCACCCCGCCCAAUUCUCUCGCUUUCCAUCACCCCGCCCAAUUCUCCCGCUUUCCAUCACCCCGCCCCAUUCUCCCUCUUUCCAUCAACCCGCCCCAUUCCCCCUCUUUCCAUCACCCCGCCUUAUUCUCCCUCUUUCCAUCAUCCCGCUCCAUUCUCCCGAUUUCCAGCACCCCGCCCCAUUCUCCCGCUUUCCAUCACCCCGCCCCGUUCUCCCUCUAUCCAUCACCCCGCCCAAAUCUCCCACUUUCCAUCACCCCGUCCCAUUCUCCUGUUUUCCAUCACCCCGCCCCAUUCUCUCGCUUUCUAUCACCCCGCCUUAUUCUCCCGCUUUCCAUCACCCCGCACCAUUCUCUCGCUUUCCAUCACCCCGCCCCAUUCUCACUAUCUCCAUCACCCCUCCCCAUUCUCCCUCUUUCCAUCACCCCGCCCCAUUCUCAUGCUUUCUAUCACCCUGCCCCAUUCUCCCUCUUUCCAUCACCCCGCCCCAUUCUCCCGCCUUCCAUCACCCCGCCCCAUUCUCCUUCCUUCCAUCACCCUGGCCAAUUCUCCCGCUUUCCAUCACCGCGCCCCAUUCUCCCGCCUUCCAUCACCCCGCCCCAUUCUCCCCUCUUUCCAUCACCCCGCCCCCAUUCUCCCGCUUUCCAUCACCCCGCCCCAUUCUCCAGCCCCAUUCUCCCUCUUUCCAUCACCCUGCCCCAUUCUCUCGCUUUCCAUCACCCCGCCCCAUUUUCCCUCUUUCCAUCACCCCGCCCCAUUCUCCCGCUUUCCAUCACCCCGCCCCAUUCUCCCGCUUUCCAUCACCCCGCUCCAUUCUCCCGCUUUCCAUCACCCCGCCCAAUUCUCCCUCUUUCCAUCACCCCGCCCCAUUCUCCCGCUUUCCAUCACCCCGCCCCAUUCUCCCUCUAUCCAUCACCCCGCCCAAUUCUCCCACUUUCCAUCACCCCGUCCCAUUCUCCUGUUUUCCAUCACCCCGCCCCAUUCUCUCGCUUUCUAUCACCCCGCCUUAUUCUCCCGCUUUCCAUCACCCCGCACCAUUCUCCCGCUUUCCAUCACCCCGCCCCAUUCUCACUAUCUCCAUCACCCCUCCCCAUUCUCCCUCUUUCCAUCACCCCGCCCCAUUCUCAUGCUUUCUAUCACCCCGCCCCAUUCUCCCUCUUUCCAUCAACCCGCCCCAUUCCCUCUCUUUCCAUCACCCCGCCUUAUUCUCCCUCUUUCCAUCAUCCCGCUCCAUUCUCCCGAUUUCCAGCACCCCGCCCCAUUCUCCCGCUUUCCAUCACCCCGCCCCGUUCUCCCUCUAUCCAUCAUCCCGCCCAAAUCUCCCACUUUCCAUCACCCCGUCCCAUUCUCCUGUUUUCCAUCACCCCGCCCCAUUCUCUCGCUUUCUAUCACCCCGCCUUAUUCUCCCGCUUUCCAUCACCCCGCACCAUUCUCUCGCUUUCCAUCACCCCGCCCCAUUCUCACUAUCUCCAUCUCCCCUCCCCAUUCUCCCUCUUUCCAUCACCCCGCCCCAUUCUCAUGCUUUCUAUCGACCCGCCCCAUUCUCCCUCUUUCCAUCACCCCGCCCCAUUCUCCCGCCUUCCAUCACCCCGCCCCAUUCUCCUUCCUUCCAUCACCCUGGCCAAUUCUCCCGCUUUCCAUCACUGCGCCCCAUUCUCCCGCCUUCCAUCACCCCGCCCCAUUCUCCCUCUUUCCAUCACCCCGCACCAUUCUCCCGCUUUCCAUCACCCCGCCCCAUUCUCCAGCCCCAUUCUCCCUCUUUCCAUCACCCCGCCCCAUUCUCUCGCUUUCCAUCACCCCGCCCCAUUUUCCCUCUUUCCAUCACCCCGCCCCAUUCUCCCGCUUUCCAUCAACCCGCCCCAUUCUCCCGCUUUCCAUCACCCCGCUCCAUUCUCCCGCUUUCCAUCACCCCACCCAAUUCUCCCUCUUUCCAUCACCCCACCCCAUUCUCCCGAUUUCCAUCACCCCGCCCCAUUCUCCCGCUUUCCAUCACCCCGCCCCAUUCUCCCUCUAUCCAUCACCCCGCCCAAUUCUCCCACUUUCCAUCACCCCGUCCCAUUCUCCUGUUUUCCAUCACCCCGCCCCAUUCUCUCGCUUUCUAUCACCCCGCCUUAUUCUCCCGCUUUCCAUCAGCCCGCACCAUUCUCCCGCUUUCCAUCACCCCGCCCCAUUCUCACUAUCUCCAUCACCCUCCCCCAUUCUCCCUCUUUCCAUCACCCCGCCCCAUUCUCAUGCUUUCUAUCACCCCGCCCCAUUCUCACUCUUUCCAUCACCCCGCCCCAUUCUCCCACCUUCCAUCACCCCACCCCAUUCUCCUUCCUUCCAUCACCCUGGCCAAUUCUCCCGCUUUCCAUCACCGCGCCCCAUUCUCCCGCCUUCCAUCACCCCGCCCCAUUCUCCCUCUUUCCAUCACCCCGCCCCAUUCUCCCGCUUUCCAUCACCCCGCCCCAUUCUCCAGCCCCAUUCUCCCUCAUUCCAUCACCCCGCCCCAUUCUCUCGCUUUCCAUCACCCCGCCCCAUUUUCCCUCUUUCCAUCACCCCGCCCCAUUCUCCCGCUUUCCAUCACCCCGCCCCAUUCUCCCGCUUUCCAUCACCCCGCUCCAUUCUCCCGCUUUCCAUCACCCCGCCCAAUUCUCCCUCUUUCCAUCACCCCACCCCAUUCUCCCGAUUUCCAUCACCCCGCCCCAUUCUCCCGCUUUCCAUCACCCUGCCCCAUUCUCCCUCUAUCCAUCACCCCGCCCAAUUCUCCCACUUUCCAUCACCCCGUCCCAUUCUCCUGUUUUCCAUCACCCCGCCCCAUUCUCUCUAUCUCCAUCACCCCUCCCCAUUCUCCCUCUUUCCAUCACCCCGCCCCAUUCUCAUGCUUUCUAUCACCCCACCCCAUUCUCCCUCUUUCCAUCACCCCGCCCCAUUCUCCCACCUUCCAUCACCCCGCCUAAUUCUCCUUCCUUCCAUCACCCUUGCCAAUUCUCCCGCUUUCCAUCACCGCGCCCCAUUGUCCCGCCUUCCAUCACCCCGCACCAUUCUCCCUCUUUCCAUCACCCCGCCCCAUUCUCCCGCUUUCCAUCACCUCGCCCCAUUCUCCCGCCCCAUUCUCCCUCUUUCCAUCACCCCGCCCCAUUCUCUCGCUUUCCAUCACCCCGCCCCAUUUUCCCUCUUUCCAUCACCCCGCCCCAUUCUCCCGCUUUCCAUCACCCCGCCCCAUUCUCCCGCUUUCCAUCAGCCCGCUCCAUUCUCCCGCUUUCCAUCACCCCGCCCAAUUCUCCCUCUUUCCAUCACCCCACCCCAUUCUCCCUCUUUCCAUCACCCCGCCCCAUUCUCCCGCUUUCCAUCACCCUGCCCCAUUCUCCCUCUUUCCAUCACCCCGCCCUAUCCUCUCUCUUUCCAUCACCCCGCACCAUUUUCCCGCUUUCCAUCACCCCGCACCAUUCUCCCUCUUUCCAUCACCCCACCCCAUUCUACUGCUUUCCAUGACCCCGUCCAAUUCUCCCGCUUUCCAUCACCCCGCCCAAUUUUCCCUCUUUCCAUCAUCCCGCCCCAUUCUCCCUCUUUCAUCACCCCGCCCCAUUCUCCCCCAAUCCAUCACCCCGCCCCAUUUUCUCUCUUUUCAUCACCCCGUCCCAUUCUUCCGCUUUCCAUCACCCCGCCCCAUUCUCCCGCCUUCCAUCACCCCGCCCCAUUCUCCAUCUUUCCAUCACCCUGCCCAAUUCUCCCGCUUUCCAUCACCCCGCCCCAUCCUCCCGCCUUCCAUCACCCCGCCCCAUUCUCCCUCCUUCCGUCACCCCGCCCCAUUCUCCCGCUUUCCAUCACCUCGCCCCAUUCUCCCGCUUUCCAUCAACCCGCCCCAUUCUCCCUCUUUCCAUCACCCCGCCCCAUUCUCCCGCUUUCCAUCACCUCGCCCCAUUCUCCCGCUUUCCAUCACCCCGCCCCAUUCUCCCGCUUUCCAUCACCCCGCCCCAUUCUCCCUCUUUCCAUCACCCCGCCCCAUUCUCCCCCUUUCCAUCACCCCGCCCCAUUCUCCCUCUUUCCAUCACCCUUCCCCAUUCUCCCUCUAUCGAUCACCCCACCCAAUUCUCCCGCUUUCCAUCACCCCGUCCCAUUCUCCCGCUUUCCAUCACCUCGCCCCAUUCUUUUGCGUUCCAUCACCCCACCCCAUCCUCCCCUCUUUCCAUCAUCCCGCCCCAUUCUCCCAAUUUCUAUCACCCCGCCCCAUUCUCCCUCUUUCCAUCACCCCGCCCCAUUCUCCCGCUUUCCAUCACCCCGCCCCAUUCUAGCUCUUUCAAUCACCCCGCCCCAUUCUCUCGCUUUCCAUCACCCCGCCCCGUUCUCCCGCUUUCCAUCACCCCGCCCCAUUUUCCCGCCUUCCAUCACCCCGCCCCAUUCUCCUGCUUUCCAUCACCCCGCCCCAUUCUCCCUCAUUCCAUCACCCCGCCCCAUUCUCUCGUUUUCCAUCACCCCGCCCCAUUCUCCCGCUUCUCAUCACCCUGCCCCAUUCUCCCGCUUUCCAUCACCCCGUCCCAUUCUCCCUCUUUCCAUCACCCCGCUCCAUUCUCCCGCUUUCCAUCACCCCUCCCUAUUCUCCCUCUUUCCAUCACCCCGCCCUAUUCUCCCGCUUUCCAUCACCCCGCCCCAUUCUCCCGCUUUCCAUCACCCCGCCCCAUUCUCCCGCUUUCCAUCACCCCGCCCCAUUCUCCCGCUUUCCAUCACCCCGCCCCAUUCUCCCUCUUUCCAUCACACCGCCCCGUUCUCCCGCUUUCCAUCACCCCGCUCCGUUCUCCCGCUUUCCAUCACCCUGACCCAUUCUCCCCCUUUCCAUCAACCCGCCACAUUCUCCCGCUUUCCAUCACCGCGCCCCAUUCUCCCUCUUUCCAUCACCCCGCCCCGUUCUCCCGCUUACCAUCACCCCGCCCCAUUCUCCCGCUUUCCAUCACCCCGCCCCAUUCUCCCUCUUUCCAUCACACCGCCCCAUUCUCCCUCCGCCCCAUUCUCCCGCUUUCCAUCACCCCGCCUUAUUCUCCAGCUCUCCAUCACCCCGCACCAUUCGCCCGCUUUCCAUCACCCCUCCCCAUUCUCCUGCUUUCCAUCACCCCGCCCCAUUCUCCCUCCUUCCAUGACCCCGCCCCAUUCUCCCUCCAUCCAUCACCCCGCCCUAUUCUCCCAAUUUCCAUCACCCCACCCCAUUCUCCCGCUUUCCAUCACCCCGCCUUAUUCUCCCGCUUUCCAUCACCUCGCCCCAUUCUCCCGCUUUCCAUCACCCCGCCCCAUUCUCCGCUUUCCAUCACACGCCCAUUCUCCCGCUUUCCAUCACCCCGCACCAUUCUCCCGCUUUUCAUUACCCCGCCCCAUUUUCCUGCUUCCCAUCAUCUCGCCCCAUUCUCCCGCUUUCCAUCACCCUGCCCCAUUCUCCCUCCUUCCAUCACCCCACCCCAUUCUCCCGCUUUCCAUCACCUCGCCCGAUUCUCUCGCUUUCCAUCACCCCGCCCCAUUCUCCCGCUUUCCAUCACCCCGCCCCAUUCUCCUGCUUUCCAUCACCCGCCCCAUUCUCCCGCUUUCCAUCACCCCACCCCAGUCUCCCGCUUUCCAUCACCCCGCCCUAUUCUCCCCCUUUCCAUCACCCCGCCCCAAUCUCCCGCUUUCCAUCACCCCACCCCAUUCUCCCGCUUUCCAUCACCCCGCCCCAUUCUCCCGCUUUCCUUCACCCCUCCCCAUUCUCCCACUUUCCAUCACCCCGCCCCAUUCUCCCGCUUUCAAUCACCCCACCCCAUUCUCCCGCUUUCCAUCACUCCGCCCCAUUCUCCCUCCUUCUAUCACCCCGCCCCAUUCUCCCGCUUUCCAUCACCCCGACCCAUUCUCCCACUUUCCAUCACCCCGCCCCAUUCUCCUGCUUUCCAUCAUCCAGCCCCAUUCCCCCGCUUUCCAUCACCCCGCCCUAUUCUCCCUCUUUCCAUCACCCCGCCCCAUUCUCCCUCCUUCCAUCACCCCGCCCCAUUCUACCGCUUUCCAUCACCCCGCCACAUUCUUCCACUUUCCAUCACCCCGCCCCAUUCUCCCUCCUUCCAUCACCCCGCCCCAUUCCCCCGCUUUCCAUCACCCCGCCCCAUUCUCCCGCAUUCCAUCACCCCGCCCCAUUCUCCCUCCUUCCAUCACCCCGCCCCAUUCUCCCGCUUUCCAUCACCCCACCCCAUUCUUCCGCAUUCCAUCACCCCGCCCCAUUCUCCCGGUUUCCAUCACCCCCGCCCCCUUCUCCCUCCUUCCAUCAUCCUGCCCCAUUCUCCCUCCUUCCAUCACCCCGCCCCUUUCUCCCGCUUUCCAUCAGCCCGCCCCAUUCUCCCGCUUUCCAUCACCCCGCCCCAUUCUCCCGCGUUCCAUCUCCCCGCCCCAUUCUCCCGGUCUCCAUAACCCCGCCCCCUUCUCCCUCCUUCCAUCACCCCGCCCCAUUCUCCCUCCUUCCAUCAUCCCGCCCCUUUCUCCCGCUUUCCAUCAGCCCGCCCCAUUCUCCCGCUUUCCAUCACCCAGCCCCAUUCUCCCGCUCUCCAUCACCCCGCCCCGUUCUCCCGCUUUCCAUAACCCCGCCCCAUUCUCACGCUUUCCAUCACCCCGCCCCAUUCACCCGCUUUCCAUCACCCCGCCCCAUUCCGCUCCAUUCCGUCACCCCGCCCCAUUCUCCCGCUUUCCAUCACCUCGCCCCAUUCUCACGCUCUCCAUCACCCCGCCCCAUUCACCCGCUUUCCAUCACCCCGCCCCAUUCUCACGCUUUCCAUCACCCCACCCCACUCCCGCUUUCCAUCACCCCGCCCCAUUCUCCCGCUUUCCAUCACCCCGCCCCAUUCUCCCGCUUUCCAUCACCUUGCCCCAUUCUCACGCUUUCCAUCACCCCGCCCCAUUCUCCCGCUUUCUAUCACCCCGCCCCAUUCUCCUCCCUUCCAUCACCCCGCCUCAUUCUCCCUCCUUCCAUCACCCCGCCCCGUUCUCCCGCUUUCCAUCACCCCGCCCCAUUCUCCCGCUUCCCAUCAACCCGCCCCAUUCUCCCACUUUCCAUCACCCCGCCCCAUUCUCCCGCAUUCCAUCACCCUGCCCCAUUCUCCCGCUUUCCAUAACCCCGCCCCAUUCUCCUGCUUUCCAUCACCCCGCCAUAUUCUCCCACUUUCCAUCACCCCUCCCCAUUCUCCCUCCUUCCAUCACACGCCCCAUUCUCCCUCCUUCCAUCACCCACCCCAUUCUCCCUCCUUCCAUCACCCCGCCCCAUUCUCCCGCUUUCCAUCACCACGCCUCAUUCUCCCGCUUUCCAUCACCCCGCCCCAUACUCCCGCUUUCCAUCACCCCGCCCCAUUCUCCCGCUUUCCAUCACCCCGCCCCAUUCUCCCGCUUUCCAUCACCCCGCCCCAAUCUCCCUCCUUCCAUCACCCGCCCCAUUCUCCCUCCUUCCAUCACCCACCCCAUUCUCCCUCCUUCCAUCACCCCGCCCCAUUCUCCCGCUUUCCAUCACCACGCCUCAUUCUCCCGCUUUCCAUCACCCCGCCCCAUACUCCCGCUUUCCAUCACCCCGCCCCAUUCUCCCGCAUUCCAUCACCCCGCCCCAUUCUCCCUCCUUCCAUCACCCCGCCCCAUUCUCCCGCUUUCCAUCACCCCACCCCAUUCUUCCGCAUUCCAUCACCCCGCCCCAUUCUCCCGCUUUCCAUCACCUCGCCCCAUUCUCCCGCAUUCCAUCAUCCUGCCCCAUUCUCCCUCCUUCCAUCACCCCGCCCCUUUCUCCCGCUUUCCAUCAGCCCGCCCCAUUCUCCCGCUUUCCAUCACCCCGCCCCAUUCUCCCGCGUUCCAUCUCCCCGCCCCAUUCUCCCGCCCCAUUCUCCCGCUCUCCAUCACCCCGCCCCGUUCUCCCGCUUUCCAUAACCCCGCCCCAUUCUCACGCUUUCCAUCACCCCGCCCCAUUCACCCGCUUUCCAUCACCCCGCCCCAUUCCGCUCCUUUCCUUCACCCCGCCCCAUUCUCCCGCUUUCCAUCACCUCGGCCCAUUCUCACGCUCUCCAUCACCCCGCCCCAUUCACCCGCUUUCCAUCACCCCGCCCCAUUCUCACGCUUUCCAUCACCCCACCCCACUCCCGCUUUCCAUCACCCCGCCCCAUUCUCCCGCUUUCCAUCACCCCGCCCCAUUCUCCCGCUUUCCAUCACCUUGCCCCAUUCUCACGCUUUCCAUCACCCCGCCCCAUUCUCCCGCUUUCCAUCACCCCGCCCCAUUCUCCCUCCUUCCAUCACCCCGCCUCAUUCUCCCUCCUUCCAUCACCCCGCCCCGUUCUCCCGCUUUCCAUCACCCCGCCCCAUUCUCCCGCUUCCCAUCACCCCGCCCCAUUCUCCCGCUUUCCAUCACCCCGCCCCAUUCUCCCGCAUUCCAUCACCCUGCCCCAUUCUCCCGCUUUCCAUAACCCCGCCCCAUUCUCCUGCUUUCCAUCACCCCGCCAUAUUCUACCACUUUCCAUCACCCCGCCCCAUUCUCCCUCCUUCCAUCACCCGCCCCAUUCUCCCUCCUUCCAUCACCCACCCCAUUCUCCCUCCUUCCAUCACCCCGCCCCAUUCUCCCGCUUUCCAUCACCACGCCUCAUUCUCCCGCUUUCGAUCACCCCGCCCCAUACUCCCGCUUUCCAUCACUCCGCCCCAUUCUCCCGCUUUCCAUCACCCCGCCCCAUUCUCCCGCUUUCCAUCACCCCGCCCCAAUCUCCCUCCUUCCAUCACCCCGCCCCAUUCUCCCGCUUUCCAUGAGCCCGCCCCAUUCUCCCUCCUUCCAUCACCUCGGGCCAUUCUCCUUCCUUCCAUCACCCUGCCCCAUUCUCCCGCUUUCCAUCACCCCGCCCCAUUUUCCCGUUUUCCAUCACCCCGCCCCAUUCUCCUGCUUUCCAUCACCCCGCCCGAUUCUCCUGCUUUCCACCACCCCGCCCCAUUCUCCCGCUUUCCAUCACCCCGCCCCAUUCUCCCGCUUUCCAUCACCCCACCCCAUUCUCCCACCUUCUAUCACCCCGCCCCAUUCUCCCUCCUUCCAUCACCUCGCCCCAUUCUCCCGCUUUCCAUUACUCCGCCCCAUUCUCCUGCUUUCCAUCACCCCGCCCCAUUCUCCCGCUUUCCAUCACCCCGCCCCAUUCCCCCGCUUUCCAUCACCCCGCCCCAUUCUCCCGCUUUUCAUCACCCCGCCCCGUUCUCCCGCUUUCCAUCACCCCGCCCCAUUCUCCCGCUUUCCAUCACCCCGCCCCAUUCUCCCUCUUUCCAUCACCCCGCCCCAUUCUCCCUCCUUCCAUCACCCCGCCCCAUUCUCCGCUUCCCAUAA